UAUUAUUGUCACUCGUUUCCUUCAAGCAGUGCGUAUUCGUGCGAUCACGUUACACUAAAGUGAAAUUUAUUUACGGAUAGUGAAAUGGCGAUUUGGUGUAAAGCAAUAACUUGCGGUACAAUAGCAUCUGCAGCUAUCGUUUAUUAUAUUAUUAAAUUGCAUCGCAGGGGAAAAAAGGAAAUGGACGUUAACAAUCAUGCUUUCGAAGUUGAAGUAAUUAAUACAUCUUUAUCUGAUACACGUGCUAAAAGACAAAUUUUUGCUAAGAAUUCAACUAAUCCAAAUAAUAUGCCACUGAUAUCGAAAAUCAGACAAGUUGUUUCCCCGCUUUCAAACAAAAGCACAUCUAAUAAUCCAGUAAAAUCGUCACGCAAUAAAAGAUUAUACCAGAUGCAAUCAAAAGCUGUAGAAGAUUGUAAUUCAAUUAUGCAAAAUAGUGUCAGAUCCUUUACACACAGUGAGACAAGUGAGUCCGUUGUCCUAAAUAAUUCUGCUUCAUCUUUCGAACAUGGACUUGGAAAUGCACAAGAUAACUUCAAUCAUUCUGUAGUUAUUCAUAUUAAUAAUUCAAUAGACUCGACAACUAAUAAGAUUCAGAUAAAAGCCUUCAACAGAUCGAUAAAACUAUCGACAUUAAAUAUAAAGACAUUACACAUUUCUGAUGAUUUUUCUGCAAAGAACAGGUCUGCCGAUUCAAUUAUGAUUAGCCAGAAAGAUGAGCCUAAGGAAACCAACAUUAUGAUUCCAUCAUUAAAUCGACGACGAUUUGUGGAGCGUUUUAUGACGUUUCGUGGAAAUCGAUUAACAAAUGUACGUAAUAAUAAGUGUACAAAAGAAAUGGAAAGACAUAAUAUAACUAUUAUAAUUAAUUAAUACUUCUAUAUAAAGAUAAAAAUAGAGAAGUAUUACACAAUAUUAUUUUUUUAAUAUUUUGUACAAAUUUUGUACAUUUUGUGUUUUGUACGUUUGAGAGAUGCGGAUACAUCUCUUUCAUUUAAAAAGAAAUUAGAAUUGUUAAAUAAUUUAAUUAUUCUAUACAAUUUAUUU
Wasmannia auropunctata (little fire ant) is the source of this 1047-nucleotide messenger RNA. RefSeq lists its product as uncharacterized. Bases 85 to 873 code for a protein of 262 amino acids. The record is from RefSeq and is a predicted model, not a curated record. The transcript is spliced from 4 exons. NCBI's taxonomy places the organism in Eukaryota, Metazoa, Arthropoda, Insecta, Hymenoptera, Formicidae.